Messenger RNA from Neoarius graeffei (lesser salmon catfish), 2943 nucleotides. RefSeq names its product serine threonine kinase 39 (gene stk39). The record is from RefSeq and is a predicted model, not a curated record. Lineage: Eukaryota; Metazoa; Chordata; Actinopteri; Siluriformes; Ariidae. Gene Ontology annotation, molecular function: ATP binding; protein serine/threonine kinase activity. Gene Ontology annotation, biological process: protein phosphorylation. The transcript has 18 exons. Bases 64 to 1593 code for a protein of 509 amino acids.
CUCGAGGCUGUGACGGUUAGCCGCUAGCAUAGCCGCUCCUGUAGCGCAGCCAUCCGCAGCAUCAUGGCGGAGCGAAGCGUCUCAGCUGCGGCUCCGGCUCCCGGCCACAGUCCGCAAGCGGGAACUACAGCCAGCUGGCCGAUCCUCAAGGAGGCAUACGAGCUGCAGGAUGUUAUAGGCAGUGGAGCCACAGCAGUAGUCCAGGCUGCUCUCUGCCUCCCUCGACAAGAACGCGUGGCUAUCAAGAGGAUCAACCUGGAGAAAUGCCAGACCAGCAUGGAGGAACUACUGAAAGAAAUCCAAGCCAUGAGCCAGUGCAACCAUCCGAAUGUAGUGACGUAUUUUACCUCAUUUGUGGUGAAGGAUGAGCUUUGGUUGGUUAUGAAACUACUGAGUGGAGGCUCAGUAUUGGACAUUAUAAAGCACACAUGUAGCAAAGGGGAGCACAAAAAUGGUGUGUUGGACGAAGCCACGAUAGCUACUAUUUUAAAAGAAGUUUUAGAGGGUCUUGAUUACCUGCACAGAAAUGGACAAAUUCACAGGGACGUGAAAGCUGGGAACAUCCUGUUGGGAGAGGACGGCUCCGUGCAGAUAGCAGACUUUGGUGUGAGUGCAUUUCUGUCAACCGGAGGAGACGUAACCAGACAUAAAGUUAGGAAAACGUUUGUGGGAACUCCGUGUUGGAUGGCUCCAGAAGUGAUGGAACAGGUACGAGGUUAUGAUUUCAAAGCUGACAUUUGGAGUUUUGGGAUCACUGCCAUAGAAUUGGCCACAGGAUCUGCACCCUAUCAUCGAUACCCACCGAUGAAGGUCUUAAUGCUGACACUGCAGAACGAUCCCCCAACUUUAGAGACAGAAGUGGAGGAUAAAGAGAUGCUAAAGAAAUAUGGGAAAUCUUUUAGGAAACUAAUAACUCUGUGCCUUCAAAAAGACCCGACGAAGAGGCCAACUGCGUCAGAACUUUUGAAAUGUAAAUUCUUCCAAAAAGCCAAGAACCGGGAAUACUUGAUUGAAAAGCUGCUUAGUAAAGGACCAAAUAUAAGCCAAAGAGCUAAAAAGGUGAGACGAGUUCCAGGAUCAAGCGGUUGCUUGCACAAGAUGGAGGAUGGAGAAUGGGAAUGGAGUGAUGAUGAGAUGGAUGAAAGGAGUGAAGAAGGGAAGGCAGCUAUCAGUCAUGGAAGGUCACGGUGGGUCAAAGAUGAAAACCAGCAUGGGGAAGUGAAUGCCAACAGUGUCCCUAUAGAAAGCCUGUCCAUUCAGCAUCCCCAGAUUCAACCUCUGGAAAAAAACCCAUGCACUCAGGGUGCUGUGAACAUGGUCCUGAGGCUAAGGAACUCGAGGAAGGAGUUGAAUGACAUACGGUUUGAAUUCACUCCAGGUCGAGAUACCGCCGAUGGUGUUUCUCAGGAGCUGUUUUCUGCUGGUCUCGUCAAUGGACAUGAUGUCGUAGUUGUUGCUGCUAACCUUCAGAAAAUUGUAGAAGACCCUGUUACCUAUAAAGUGUUGACCUUUAAACUGGCAUCUGGCUGUGACAGUACAGAGAUCCCUGAUGAGGUGAAGCUAAUUGGCUUUGCCCAGCUCAGUGUUACCUGAUGGUGUACCUCGAAGGGAAAAGGAAGAGGAUGUGAGGAGGAAGAAGGCUUUGAACAGAGAGACUGAAUGCUAAAGAAAGUGCAGGCUGGGGGUUUAGCAGCCAUCUCCAGCUUACUCUCAGCUCGAGCUCCUCUCUCCGAUCUAUCCUCAUUUUAAUUACCUUCUAACUGUCAAUAACUAAGCAUUCUAUCAAUAACUAAAUAAUAUCUCCCCACACCACACCACACCACACAGCCAGCUUCCCUUGGCCUGUAUUCUGCUCCUGCAAUGUCUUUCCUCAACAUUCCACCUCUCUCUUUCCUUCAGCCCUGCUAACUUGAUGCUCUCAGGUGGCUAUAGCCAGCAAUCGAAAAAAAAAAAGAAUGAGUGUUUCUCAUUAUGAUUGUGUUACAUUUGCUUUCAGAGAAGUUAUUAUUAUUUAUUUAUUGGGAAAAGCCUUCAGUUUUCCUUUUCUUGGUUUAAAAGUUUCUGACACGUACAUUAACACUGCAAAACUUGGUGUUAAGUCAGUUAAUUGACGUUCUCCUUUCUUCCAAAUGUAAGUUAUAUUAUUUAUGAUGAAAUAAGCACAUUAUUAUUAUUAUUAUUAUUAUUAUUAUUAUUAUUAAUAAUAAUGAUUCUAUAAUGAAUACUGUUUUAAAACUGAACUGUCCUGUACUGUAUGUACACAAAACAUAUAAUCCACUAAGAAUGAAUGAAACCAUUUUCCCCCACGGAAAGCAGGAGGCGAGAACUGAAUGUUGCCAUGUGCAAAAUGUACCUGCUUAUUUUUCAGGACAGUGUUGACGCUUAACUGCUAGAGGUGCCUUGUUCAUUAAUCCGUGCCUAAGAACACAGGUAACAAGCCGAAGCUGUUAAAAGCAUAGACUGCUUUAUGUCGUUAAACCAAGCAGAAUUGCUUUCUAGCCGAUAGCUCCAUUUAAAAGUAUUUUCACUGGCAAAUGGCUCAUGUUGAAAUGACAAAGCUUUAAUGCACUUUGAUUUUGGAUUGUGCAAUGUACAUGUGCUUCUCCCCUGGAAAACCUCCAGAUUUACUGUAACUAAAGCUUUGUUUUAUGACCGAAAGGUCAUUAUAACUGUAAUGCACACCUGAACUGUGAUAUGAUGGGGAAAAAGCCAGCUGCUGAGUAUAUAGAAGUAGCCAUGAUAUCCCACUGCAUUAGCCAGCAUGCAUCUGUCUGAUUUUUAUUAGACAGGACAGGAGGAGGUUCAUAACCAAAAGAUGACUACUGUAUGGGAGAUUAGUCAUGAUUCCAAAAACAAGUACAGUAUUUCCAGAUUGUUCCAUUUUCCACUGUACUUGAAAAUACUGUAUACACUUAAUAUUACAAUAAAUAUUAUUUUAUGAAA